GGCGGAGGUUUUCCUGUGAGAUCAGCCUAUGAGCUGGGGGCGGAGAUUCUUCUUGUACUGUUGCGGGGUGCUGCGGCAGUAGUUUCGGGGUACCACCAAGGAAGAAAAGGAAGAGAGACGUGCUUGGGCGGGUGUGGCAGCAACAGGAGACUGAGACAGCAGUUGAUGCGGGCUGGCCACAUUACUGUCAGUUGCAUUGCACCAUAGGAGGAAUAUCCACCUGGACAGUCCUGUUCUCUAUUUGGUUUCCUUGGAGAAUAGGCCAGAUUUUUCCACCACUGUUGGUUCAAGAUUAGAGCUCCUAGAAGAGGAGGAGGGAGGCGUUGCGAGAAGAGGUGCAGUUUGAACAUCCUAGCAUCAUCCUCUGCUUUGGGAGCCCAGGAAAGGUUGGAUGUUGGUGCUCAACAGGAACUUCUUGAGCACCUUGUAAAGGGGAGAAAGGGACUUCCGGCAACUAAGAGCUAGUGUUUGACUUGAUAGAAUGAAAUACAGCCUUAAAGACUCCAAGAAGCUUCCCGAAGCCAAUCUACUUACUGACCAUUUCCCACAUUGCCUUGCUUCAUUCAAGAUUACAGCGAUGGGAGGCAUUCAAACACUGAACGUGAUAUAUUCAGAUAUUUGCCUGCUGCCUUUUCCUGUCAUCACCUCACCUGACGCUGCCCUUCUGCAUUUGAGGUGCCUAGGUGGUCUGUCUGCAUCCCAGCUUCAGAGCUUAGUUGUGUGCUCACAGGGCAAUGAGGGUCAAGAGACUUGCCCAGUGUCACACAACUAAACGCCCAUAGGUGCCGACUGAGGGUGUCCUUUUCCAGCAGCUAGCCUAUAUAAUUCGACAAACAGAACUGUGGCAGGGCAAGUGGAAGGAAACCGGUCUGAGCAACUAACAACACCCUUGGUUGGAGUCAAGAUGAUGGAUUAGGGGCAGACACUCAGCUGAACUCUCCCAACAUUCCUUUCCAAACAACUUUAAAAUAACACUUCACAUCAAGUUUUGGAGUGGCAGAACCAACAAAAAGGUUGGGGUGAGACAUUUUUCUGGCAUAAGGAAACUUAAGAGGUCAGCAAGAGGACUCUGUAACAUAGGGGUGUAGAGGCCUGACCAGAGCUGGUCCAACAGUGGCUGCAGUAGCAGCAGAUUUGGGAGCUCUCAGCUCAGAAACGGUAAGGGUGGUUGUAUAAGUGGUCAGAAAGAGAUUAUUAUAGACCCUUUGCUGGUACAGGUACAGCUGGUGCUGAUUGACAACUCUAGCCCAUAAGCAGUUCUGGAUUGCAGUUCCAGGGAAGAGAGGAGUGCUAGUGGUUAGAACAAGGAAGCAGAGGCCCUGGUCAAAAUUCCAAAGCAAAGAAGAGGAUUAGCAAUUGUGGCUGCAGAGUACUAGGGGCCCUUCUAGAGUAGACUAGAGUGUAUAAUAGGAGAGCAGUGACCACACUUCUCCCAGGAUUAUACUACCUUGGAAACACCAAAAACUUUCUGACUCUGAGAAAUUACCCUGAAAACAGCAGCAAGAAAAAACCUAAAGCAAGUUGACAGUGCCUCCCCACCCCCAGGUGAGUAGAGCCUAACUUUCACAUCAAGUUCAAAGUCAAGAAAUAGGCUGCGAAAAUGAGCAAACAAAAAAAGAAUAUGUCAGGAAAAGGCUAUUACAAUGGCAGGGAUGACCAAGACAGCUCAGAAGCUUCAGGCAAAUCAAAGAAAAAUGCCAAUUGGUCCCAGGGCCAGCAAGAAAUACUGGAAGAGUUAAAGAAAGAGAUAAGAGUAGUAGAGGAAAAAUUGGGAAGAGAAAUGAGAGUGAUGCAAGAAAACUAUGAAAAGAAGAUUACCACCUUGGCAAAACAGGCCCAAAAAAAUACUGAAGAAAAUAACACCUUAAAAAACAAAAUUGGCCAAAUGGCCAAAGAGGCAUGCAAAUCCACUGAAGAGAAGAACUCCUUAAAAACAAGAGUUGGCCAGAUGGAAAAGGAUGUGCAAAAAUUCAGCGAAGAAAAGAACUUCCUGAGAAGCAGAAUUGGCCAAAUGGAAAAAGAGGUCCAAAGUCUCACUGAAGAAAAAAAUUCCUUAAAAAUGAGAAUGGGGCAAGUGGAAGCUAAUGACAACAUGAGACAUCAAGAAACGGUGAGACAGAAUCGAAAGAAUGAUAGAAUAGAAGAAAAUUUGAAAUUUCUCAUGGGAAAAACAAAUGACCUGGAAAAUAGAUCGAGGAGAGAUCAUUUAAGAAUUAUUGGAUUACCUGAAUGCCAUGAUCAAAAGAAGAGCCUGGAAAUCAUUUUCCAAGAAAUCAUCAAGGAAAACUGCCCCAAUAUUCUGUAUCCAGAUGGCAAAAUAGAAAUUGAACGCAUCCAUCGAUCUCCUCCUGAAAAAGAUCCCAAGAUGAAAGCUCCCAGGGAUGUCAUAGCCAAAUUCCAGAAUCCCCUGAUCAAAGAGAGAAUACUUCAAGCAGCCAGGAAGAAACAAUUCAAAUACCGUGGAGCAACUGUCAGGAUCACACAGGAUUUGGCACCUUCCACACUGAAGGAGCGGAGGGCUUGGAAUAUGAUAUUCCGGAGGGCAAAAGAGCUCGGAUUACAACCAAGAAUAACCUACCCAGCAAGACUGAGCAUUAUCCUUCAGGGGAGAAGAUGGGCGUACAAUGACAUCGAUGAGUUUCAUGCAUUCCUGAUGAAAAGACCAGAUCUGAACAGGAAAUUUGACCUUCACAAACAAGAUGCCAAGAGGCAUAGAAGGGUAAACAUGAGAGAGUAAGGGGCUCAGUAAAGUUAAAGAGUUUAUGUUCCUAUAUGGAAGAUGAUUCAUGUAAUUCCUAAGAACUUUAUCAUUAUUAGGACAGUUAGAAUAGAAGGAGUCUGCAUAGACAGAGGGUACAGGUAUGAGUCGAUUAUAUGUUGGAAAGAUCUCCAAAAAGUGAAGGGGUGAGAAAGAGGUGAUGCACUGGAAUGAGGGGGAAGGGAGAGGUGGAAGAGGGAAAAUUUUCUCACAUGAAAGGGGCAGGCAAGAAAGAGCUUUUACUGUGUUGGGGAAAAUG
This is a messenger RNA of Dromiciops gliroides (monito del monte), 3017 nucleotides long. It is a transcript of the gene L1TD1, whose product is annotated as LINE1 type transposase domain containing 1. Gene Ontology annotation, cellular component: ribonucleoprotein complex. Gene Ontology annotation, biological process: retrotransposition. The record is from RefSeq and is a predicted model, not a curated record. The transcript is spliced from 10 exons. The coding region runs from base 1601 to 2737 and encodes 378 amino acids. Gene Ontology annotation, molecular function: single-stranded RNA binding. NCBI's taxonomy places the organism in Eukaryota, Metazoa, Chordata, Mammalia, Microbiotheria, Microbiotheriidae.